AUGGACACGGAUCUUUAUAAGUUGCUAAAAACUCAAACGAUAUCGAAUGACCAUGUGUGCUUCUUCCUAUACCAGAUCCUUCGUGGGCUCAAAUAUAUCCACACAGCCAACAUUUGCGACUUUGGAUUGGCUCGCGUUAGUGAUCCUCGAACUGAUCAUACAGGAUUUCUUACCGAAUAUGUAGCAACGAGAUGGUAUCGAGCGCCAGAAGUAAUGCUGAAUUCCAAAGGAUAUACAAAAUCCAUGGAUGUUUGGUCGGUUGGUUGCAUAUUAGCUGAAAUGCUGAACAAUCGUCCAUUAUUCCCCGGAAAGCACUACUUAGAUCAACUGAAUCUCAUCUUAGCUGUAGUUGGAUCUCCUUCAGAAGAAGAUUUGCAAUGUAUAAUGAAUGAAAAAGCACGAUCCUAUCUGAAAUCUCUCCCCCAACGACCUAAACAACAGUGGUCAGCGUUAUAUCCAGAUGCUGACCCUAGCUGCUUAGAUUUGCUCGACAAAAUGUUAACAUUUGAUCCUAACAAGAGAAUUCCGGUAGAAGAAGCUUUGGCACAUCCCUAUCUUUCGGAGUACUACGAUCCAAACGAAGAGGUACGAACUUUGAUAAUCUUCAUUUUUUUGAUGAUUGGAAAAAACUUUAACCAUAAUCCGUAG
Cylicostephanus goldi is the source of this 648-nucleotide messenger RNA. The record is from the annotation of a GenBank genome assembly. NCBI's taxonomy places the organism in Eukaryota, Metazoa, Nematoda, Chromadorea, Rhabditida, Strongylidae.